CAAGUGUCAAACAAUCUGCUGUCAUUUUAAAAUCAAAACGUGCAAAGUUAUUUAUUGUUAUUGUAAUAUAUCUUUCAUUAUCAUAUUUAAUAAAACUAGUUAGCUUAUUACUAAGUCAGGGUUUCAUAGUUUUCGAUAUUUAUAAGAUUUAACGUAUUAAAAUAAUGUCUUCCUGGAAAAAAGCCGCGAAGGCUAACCAAAAAACCCAUAAGGAACGACAUCAACCUGAAUCAAGAAAACAUUUAGGUUUGUUGGAAAAGAAGAAAGAUUACAAAAAGCGAGCUGAAGAUUACCAUGAGAAGGGCGAAACUCUUAAACUAUUACGCAAGCGUACAUUGGACAAAAAUCCCGAUGAAUUUUACUUUCAUAUGGUUAACUCUAGAGUUAAGGAUGGGGAGCAUCAUGAGCUGGAGAAAGAGGAAGAGCACAGCGUGGAGCAGAUCAAACUCAUGCAGACGCAGGACAUCAAGUACAUCAACAUGAAGCGCACCAUGGAGAGCCGACAGAUUGAGAAGCUGCAGUCUCACUUGCACAUGACAGAUGUAGUGGAUGCAACACCCAACACUCAUAUAUUCUUUGUGGAUGAAGGGGAAGAAAAGAACUUUGAUUUAGCAAAGAGGCUGGACACACAUCCCUCUCUGAUAAACAGAAAGUCCAACCGGCCCAGAUUGUCGGAUUUGAACAAGAUAAAAUUACCCACAGUUGAUGAACAGGUUGUAAGAGAAGCUACAAAAACGAAACUAAAGACAUACAAAGAGCUGUCAAAGAGAAUAGAGCGGGAAAAGCAGCUAACAGUUGUACAACAGAAGAUGGAACUCAAGAGGCACCUCCAUGAUGCUAAGAUCAUGAAGCCCAAAAGAAUACGACAGGGGACCAAAGUCUCCGCACCCGUUUACAAGUUUCAAUAUAUGAGGAAAAAAUAAAAUAUUCAAUAUUG
Molecule: messenger RNA, 937 nt
Organism: Papilio polytes (common Mormon)
Lineage: Eukaryota; Metazoa; Arthropoda; Insecta; Lepidoptera; Papilionidae
Product: probable U3 small nucleolar RNA-associated protein 11
Exons: 4
Coding region: 165-923 (252 amino acids)
Biological process (GO): rRNA processing
Cellular component (GO): nucleolus; small-subunit processome
Source: RefSeq, a predicted model, not a curated record